Messenger RNA from Funneliformis mosseae, 375 nucleotides. The record is from the annotation of a GenBank genome assembly. Lineage: Eukaryota; Fungi; Glomeromycota; Glomeromycetes; Glomerales; Glomeraceae.
AUGGAUUUAGAUACUCAAUUGGUACCAUCCAUGUCUGGUAAGUUUACGAAACCGCGUCAACUUCAUAAUACACAUUGGGGUUACAUAUGCCCUGCUGAAACUCCUGAGGGACAAGACUGCGGUCUAAUGAAAAAUCUAGCGCUAAUGUCAUACGUCUCAGUGUCUAUUCCAUCUGAUAUUUUAAAAACCGGUAUCUGGCAAAACAUUAAUGAAACUCCGUUUGAUAACAUUGUUAAAUCCAUAAAAGUUUUUGUCAAUGGAACUUUGACUUGUAUUACCGAUAGACCUUUGGAUUUAAUAAAAUCUAUUUGGGAGAUUAAGGGAAAUUCUCUUCUGGCCGAUAUUGGCAUUGUUAAUGAUAUACUUGUGAAUUAA